Molecule: messenger RNA, 480 nt
Organism: Alternaria burnsii
Lineage: Eukaryota; Fungi; Ascomycota; Dothideomycetes; Pleosporales; Pleosporaceae
Exons: 1
Coding region: 1-480 (159 amino acids)
Source: RefSeq, a predicted model, not a curated record
AUGCAUAUCCCAACCCUCGUCGGGAGUCUCACCUUGACAGCCAACACGGCUUUCGCAGCCUACUCUAUUGUCAACAACAAGUGUCACUACCCUGUGUGGGUAUCGUCUGUUCAGACCACAAGAAGCGAGCUGCAGAAAAUCCAGCCAGGCGACGCGUGGUCGGAAAAACAGAAACUCGCAGAAGACGGCACGGGCGUCAACAUCCAGGUAGUCACUUCGGAAGAUGCCUUCGGCACCAGCAAACCAAUCUUGAAUAUGCAAUACUCUUAUGGAGGAGGGCUAUGGUACAGCUUGAGCAGUGCAGUCGGUCCCGCCUUUGUGGACGAAAAGGUCCGCAUCCACAACACCGAUGGUUUGCCUGUGCAGGAAAUUGUCUGGAUCGAUGACCACAGGCCAGAGAACGUCGCGUCCUACCCCAAGGGCGAGGCAAACUUGACGCUCGAGUUGUGCGAUGACUUCAAGCGACGCUUCAAGGCCUAG